Molecule: messenger RNA, 5450 nt
Organism: Onychostoma macrolepis
Lineage: Eukaryota; Metazoa; Chordata; Actinopteri; Cypriniformes; Cyprinidae
Gene: polr1a
Product: RNA polymerase I subunit A
Exons: 34
Coding region: 108-5210 (1700 amino acids)
Biological process (GO): DNA-templated transcription
Cellular component (GO): RNA polymerase I complex
Molecular function (GO): DNA-directed RNA polymerase activity; DNA binding
Source: RefSeq, a predicted model, not a curated record
UUCGUCCGCUUGCUCAGUACACGUUCCCACGUGUUACAGCUCCGCAUGACGCACAUGGGGAAUACAGAGAGUUUUCUCUUCUAAUUUAUGUAUUUAUUAUUAGGAAAAUGCUGUUUUCAAAAGAAACGCCAUGGAGGCGAUUAGAGGGCAUGUCGUUUGGCUUGUUUUCCACCGAUGAAAUAAGGAAACUGAGUGUGAAAAAUAUCACUAAUUCCCAGCUGUUGGAUAAUGUGGGCAAUGCCGCUGCAAACGGGCUGUAUGACCUGGCGCUGGGUCCAGCUGAUAACAAGGAGAUCUGCUCCACCUGCAUGCAAGACUUCAGCAGCUGUCCUGGCCACUUUGGUCACAUAGAUCUGCCCCUUCCCGUCUACAACCCUGUGUUUUUUGAUAAAUUAUAUUUGCUCAUCCGGGGUUCAUGCCUGUCAUGCCAUAUGUUGAAGUGUCCGAGAACGGCUGUUCAUUUACUGUUGGGCCAGCUGAAGCUCCUGCACGUGGGUGCGAUGAAGGAGGUGUAUGAGCUUGAGAACGUUCUCAAUCAGUUGAUGGAGGUCAAUGCUCAGCCGUCUGGAAUAGAAAUCCAAGAAGCUUUGGAGGCGUUUAUUACACCCAUCCUAAAAGCCAAUGAAGCCGAGCAGCACCCUGCCCCUGUCAAACAUAUCUGUGAGAAAAAGUCCAGUCUCAUUAACACUUUCUGGAGAGUAUACAUGGGCCCAAGGAAAUGUCCAAAUUGCAGAGCCAGUAGAGUGAUUGUGCGCAGAGAACACAACAGCAAACUCAUCAUCACACAGGGAUCAUCCACAGCAAGCAAAGAAAAGGACGAUGAUUCACUGAUUACCAAACGUGGAUUCUUGACUCCAAGUUUGGCGCGAGAACACGUCAUCAAACUCUGGGAGAAAGAAGGUUUCUUCCUGAAGCAUCUGUUCUCAGGGUUUGACAUGAACAACUCCGAGAAAGGCUUCAGUCCUGAAGUUUUCUUUAUGGAGUUGCUUGUGGUUCCUCCAUGCAGGUUCAGGCCUAUUAACCGAUUGGGAGACCAGAUGUUCACCAACGGACAGACUGUGAACCUGCAGGCCGUGUUAAAGGAUAAUUUCAUGAUUCAGAAACUACUCGCACUGAUCGCUGCUGAGAAGACCAACACUAUUGAAGACACACAGACAGAGAUGGAGCAGUCCAGUGAAUCCACAGAGAUCAGUCAGAUAGAUCAGACCUUUUUAAUGGGCAUCCAAGGACUGACUCUCACAGACAAGCUCUAUAACAUGUGGAUCCGCCUGCAGAGUCACGUCAACAUCGUGUUUGACAGCGACAUGGACAAACUGAUGACUGAGAAGUUCCCAGGCGUCCGUCAGCUCUUGGAGAAGAAAGAGGGUUUGUUCAGGAAGCACAUGAUGGGAAAGCGUGUGGAUUACGCUGCACGCUCGGUCAUUUGUCCUGAUAUGUACAUCGGAACCAAUGAGAUUGGAAUACCAAUGGUUUUUGCUACCAAGUUGACGUACCCACAGCCAGUGACACCCUGGAACGUGAAGGAACUCAGGCAGGCAGUGCUGAAUGGACCCAGCGUCCACCCUGGAGCCUCCAUGGUCAUUAAUGAAGAUGGGUCCCGAACCAUCCUCAGCAGCAGCAACCUGACCCAGAGAGAAGCUGUGGCCAAACAGCUCCUGACCCCCAGCACCGGCCAGCACAAGAUACCCAUGAAGAUCGUAAAUCGGCACAUCAAGAAUGGGGAUGUGCUGCUGUUAAACCGUCAGCCCACUCUCCACAGACCGUCAAUUCAGGCCCACUGUGCCCGCAUCCUGCCCGGAGAGAAAGUGCUCAGAUUACAUUAUGCCAACUGUAAGGCCUACAACGCUGACUUUGACGGUGACGAGAUGAACGCUCACUUCCCUCAGAGUGAGCUGGGCAGAGCGGAGGCCUACACGCUAGUGAGCACAGACCAGCAGUACUUGGUGCCUAAAGAUGGGAAGCCGUUGGCCGGCCUGAUUCAGGACCACAUGGUGUCUGGCACCAGCAUGACCAUCCGUGGCUGUUUUUUCACACGGGAUCAGUACACUGCGCUAGUCUACAGAGGCCUGACGGACAAGAUCGGCAGAGUGAAGCUCCUGCCUCCUGUGCUCUUUAAACCCGUGCCUCUCUGGACAGGAAAGCAGGUGGUGUCGACCCUUUUGCUGAAUGUCAUCCCAGAAAACAGCAUCCCUUUAAACUUGAUGGGAAAAGCAAAGAUUCCCAGUAAAGCCUGGGUGAAGGAACCGCCCAGAGCUGUUCCAGGAUACAGGCCGGAAACUAUGUGUGAAUCACAGGUGGUCAUUCGUCAGGGAGAGCUCUUGCUGGGAGUUCUGGAUAAAGCUCACUAUGGCAGCUCAGCGUACGGUUUGGUCCACUGCUGCUACGAGCUCUACGGAGGAGAGACCAGCGGCAAACUGCUCAGCUGUCUGGCACGACUCUUCACUGCCUACCUGCAGCUGUACCGCGGUUUCACCUUGGGUGUGGAAGACAUUCUAGUAAAAGAUGGAGCCAACAAACAGAGAAGGAAAAUUAUCCAAAAGUCAGUCACGUGUGGCUCUAAGGCUCUCCAGGCUGCAUUUAACCUGCCUGCAGCUGCUGAAGACACUGAAGCCAGAGAACGCUGGCAAGACGCUCAUCUGAACACAGACCAGAGAGAUUUCAACAUGGUGGACCUGAAGUUUAAAGAGGAGGUCAAUCAAGUGAACAACAACAUCAACAAGGUGUGCAUGCCGCUGGGUCUCCACCGCUCCUUCCCAGAAAACAACCUACAGCUGAUGGUGCAGUCAGGAGCCAAGGGUUCGACUGUUAAUACUAUGCAGAUCUCCUGUUUAUUGGGUCAGAUUGAGCUGGAGGGCCGCCGACCGCCACUGAUGCCUUCUGGGAAGUCCCUGCCCUGCUUUCAGCCCUAUGAACCUCAGCCGCGAUCCGGAGGAUUCGUAACUGGCAGAUUCUUGACAGGAAUCAAACCUCCUGAGUUCUUUUUCCAUUGUAUGGCUGGUCGUGAAGGUCUUGUGGACACUGCUGUCAAAACCAGUCGAUCUGGUUAUUUGCAGAGGUGUGUGAUCAAGCAUCUAGAAGGUCUGGUGGUCCAGUACGAUCUGACUGUGCGAGACAGUGAUGGAAGUGUGGUCCAGUUUCUUUAUGGAGAGGACGGGCUGGACAUCCCCAAGACCCAGUUCCUACAGCCGCAGCAGUUCCCUUUCAUCAAAGACAACUACGAGGUCAUCAGAAAGUCAAAGUGUUUGGAUGAAGUUCUGGCUAAAAUGGAAGCAGGGGCAGCAUUUAGUCACUUUAAGGCCAUCAAGAAAUGGAAAGCCAAACAUGAGCGUGUUUCACCCAGAGACGGUGCCUUCCUGCUCUACUCGCAGAAGAAACUUAGCAAGUUGAAGUCUCAAGUAGAAAACCAGACACUGGCCAAUGGGAGAGAGUCAGCCACUCUACAGCUCUUGGAGAAUUGGAGAGCUCUGGACGAGUCUGGCCAUAUGAAGUAUUUAAAGAAGACGUCUCAUUGUCCAGACCCGUGUCUGGCUCUUUACCGGCCGGACAUCUGCUUUGGUUCAGUGUCUGAGACGUUUGACUCCAUUGUUGAGUCCUACCUGGAUCAGUUCAAUGUCAAGCAGGAAUUUCAGACCUCCUCUGAAAUCACUGACACAGAGAGAUUGAGGCGUCUCCUGCAGCUGAAGUGGCAGCACUCUCUGUGUGACCCCGGAGAGGCCGUGGGUCUGCUGGCAGCUCAGAGCAUUGGUGAACCGUCCACACAAAUGACCCUCAACACCUUCCACUUUGCCGGCAGAGGAGAGAUGAAUGUCACCCUGGGUAUACCAAGAUUAAGAGAAAUACUCCUGGUUGCGAGCUCUAACAUCAAAACCCCUAUGAUGAGCAUUCCUGUUCUGAUGAGCAAGAAAGCCUUGAAACGUGUUAAGACGCUGCGGAAGAAGAUAACGCGUGUGUGUUUGUCAGAGGUGCUUCACAAAGUGGAUGUGAUAGAAACUUUCCGCUUGGUAGAGAAACGGAGCCAGAAGUCACGAGUUUUCAAACUCACAUUCCACUUCCUGCCCCCAGAGCGAUACCAGCAAGACAAGCUACUCACGCCUAAUGAGAUUCUUCAUUUCAUGGAGCAGAAAUUCUUUCGCAUGCUGCUGGAGGCCGUUAAGAAGCUGAGUGCUAAACUGGCGGCUGUCAAUGUGGUGGAUGCACGCAAAGCCACGGCAAGUGACAAUGAUCGAGAUGCCGGUGGCGUCGCGGACAAAGAGGAUGAUGGCAAUGAGGAUGCAGAAAACAACAGGAUUGUGGAUGAUGAGGCGAAUGAAGGUGAUGCUGAUGCCACAGAUUCCAGGAGAAAAGAAAAACAAGAAGAGGAGGUAGACUAUGAGAGUGAGGAGGGAGAGGAGGCCAUUGAUGAGGAGCUGGAGGAUGUGGCUGAGGACAGACAGGAAGAGGCAAACACUCAGGAGAACUCUGAGGAAGGGUCUGGUGAAAGCCAACCAGCAGACCAGACCCAGAGUCUUAACAGAUCUGCAGAGCUGGAGGGAGAUUCACAGGACUCCAUGAGGAUCAACGCUGUGCUUCAGUUGAGCUCUGCCAUUGAGGACUACAAAUAUGACACCAAAAAUGGGCUAUGGUGUGAGCUAACCCUGGUCCUACCCCUCACUAAAGUGCACUUUGACCUCACGUCAGUGGUGGUGAAGCAGGCUCAGAACGCUGUCAUCAUGGAGACCAAGGGUAUCACACGCUGCUUAUUAAAUGAAGUCACCACAAAGGAGGGCAAGAAAGAGAUGGUGCUCAACACAGAGGGCAUCAACAUGCAUGAGAUGUUCAAACAUGCUGAUAUCCUGGACUUGAACCGGUUAUACUCCAACCAAGUUCAUGCUAUGGCCAACACGUACGGUAUUGAGGUGGCCCUCAGAGUCAUUGAGAAGGAGAUUAAAGAUGUGUUUGCUGUCUAUGGUAUUGAGGUGGACCCACGCCAUCUCUCUCUAGUGGCUGACUACAUGUGUUUUGAGGGGGUGUACAAGCCUCUCAACAGAUUUGGCAUUCAAUCCAACAGUUCCCCGCUGCAACAGAUGACCUUUGAGACCAGUUACAAGUUUUUAAAGCAAGCAACGAUGCUGGGUUCUUAUGACAACCUCAGUUCGCCCUCAGCUUGCUUGGUUGUAGGAAAAGUUGUGAAAGGAGGAACCGGCCUCUUCGAUCUGAAACAGCCGUUAUAGUAAUGGACUGGGAUUGGAGAAUUAGUUUGUUCACUGCUAUGGAUUCCAGAAUUACAAACAGCAAUAUUUCUUGUCUAUAACAUCAAUAAAUCUUUUUUUUUUUUCUUUUGACUUCUUGUAAUUUUAUGAUUGUCAUUAUUGUUUGUUAUUAUUAUAAUGCAAAAUAAAAGGCCUAAUUAAGGACAGUAAGGAUCCAUUUUCAAAAGCACAAAAAUAAAAUAACAUUUGAAAAGUUUCAAA